AUGAGCGUCAAACUCCGCAUAUUCGCCAUGCUCUGCUUGAUUAGUAUGACGCUCGUCGCAUCUCUCCCGCACACCGGCAUGAUCAACGACGAGUUCGUCCGCGACGUAGGUGCUGUCUACACUGAGCCAGGGUACGGGGGGAAAGCCUCCUUCCUCCUAGCACUCAAAGCAGAGCCUAAGUGCAUGCCCUUCGACGGGAACAUUGCGUCGGUGCAGGUCUGCGUGACGGCUUCCUGCACCUUCUAUCCGACUGAGGGCUGCGAACAAGACAGCGACAGCUCAUCUUUCACCGUGAACGGCCCGGGUGACGUCCAAGACGUCUACGCCCACGUACACAAGAGCAAAUAUGGCUCGUACAUCUGCGGCACCGAUGAGACGGUCAUCACCAAGGGCAAGGACACGCUUCCAACUACACCGCACGACUCGAGCAAGGACAAGAAGCCUGUCAUGGUCCUCGAGACUACUGAGCACGACGAGUCUAAGGAGCUGAAGUCUGCUGCGUGGCAGGUACCUUCUUCCAAUUGA
Messenger RNA from Cucurbitaria berberidis CBS 394.84, 525 nucleotides. RefSeq lists its product as uncharacterized. NCBI's taxonomy places the organism in Eukaryota, Fungi, Ascomycota, Dothideomycetes, Pleosporales, Cucurbitariaceae. The record is from RefSeq and is a predicted model, not a curated record. The transcript is spliced from 4 exons. The coding region runs from base 1 to 525 and encodes 174 amino acids.